Molecule: messenger RNA, 1212 nt
Organism: Impatiens glandulifera
Lineage: Eukaryota; Viridiplantae; Streptophyta; Magnoliopsida; Ericales; Balsaminaceae
Exons: 4
Coding region: 149-925 (258 amino acids)
Source: RefSeq, a predicted model, not a curated record
AUCUCUGAGCAGUGCAGGUAAUUUAGGGGAAGAUGCAAGUUCCUAAAUUUGACCUACAAUUUCGUCGUCAGACUCUUCUUGAAACCUCUUUUAACAUGGAAUAAUUGAAGCUUCCGGGUUACACGGACAGGAUUGAGCUAUAUCAAGAAUGGGUUCUGAAGGGUGUUCAUCGCCUUCUGCACUAACGCAAUCAUCCUCAUCUCCUAGUGCGAAACGAAGCAGAGACCCAGAAGAUGAGCUUUAUAUGGACAACAUCCAUUCUCACAAACGCUAUCUCAGCGAGAUAAUGGCGUCAAGUUUAAAUGGAUUAACAGUUGGGGACACCUUACCUGCGGACACUCUAAUGGAAUCGCCAGCCAGACAAGAUCACUUUCCUUUUCUCAGGGAUGAAAGUAUAUCGGUACCUUACUCUCCCAUGUCAGAAGAUUCGGAAGAGACUCGAUAUUGCGAGACAAAUGGAAACACUGGCUUACCUCAGACCGAGAGUGUACCUAGUUGUCCAGUUUCUCCUUACAGAUGUCAAAGAAUGUCGAGUGUAUUAUCUUCCAUGGCUCCUUCUGCUUCAAACUCUUCACAUGGCUGUUCCCUCCCUACCAUUGUUUCCUCUCAACCACGUCAAAGAGGGUCUGAUUCAGAAACAAGGUUCCCUUCAUCGCCAAGUGACAUGUGUCACUCAGCUGAUUUGAGGAAGGCUGCACUUCUUAGGUCCGUUCAAAUGAGAACUCACGAAUCUUUUGGUCCAGAAGAAAGGCCGUGUUCUUACAUGAAAUCAUUUGUUGAGGAAAGAGAUUACCCAGUUGAAGAAUGCGGUUCACCUUUGCUUUGUUUGUCUGAACAACCUGAAGGGGACAAGGAGAAGCAAUGUAGGGAGUUGAACAUGGAUCUGAAGUAUGAUCAGGAGCCGUCAACAGAUAAGAGGAUCUGAGAAAUGGGUUGUUUUCAAAGAGCUAGGGUUUACAGCUUUCUAAUAUGAUGAGUCUGGCACAAUGAAGAAGGAAUAAGCUUGCAGGGGGAGACGACGAAUCUGAAAAUAGAGGGUUGCAAGAAUCAUGUUGUACUAGUGAAUAGGUCUGUAAACUGGUGGUGGAUUGCAUAAAUUGGAAAAAAGCUGUUUGAAUUGUAAGAUUUCUCAACUUUGCAAUGAAACUAUUCUAUUUGAAUGAGAAAACAACUUGUAUUUUGACCCAACAAUGAAUAACAAGGUUUGUUGAA